Phasianus colchicus (ring-necked pheasant) is the source of this 1416-nucleotide messenger RNA. RefSeq lists its product as uncharacterized. The record is from RefSeq and is a predicted model, not a curated record. Lineage: Eukaryota; Metazoa; Chordata; Aves; Galliformes; Phasianidae.
AUAAGAAGUUUUAUAGUCAGACAUGGCAUAUUUUAGUAAGAGCUUUUCCUCCUCCAUAACACAUCCCAAACCAUAUAAUUUGGUAAGCAUAAGCAACAAUUGCUCGUGAAACCAAAGUUUCCUUUUAGAAAGAAAAUACAUAUUUAACUGCUUUAGGUAGUGAAGGACCACAUGUUUUGGUAAGGACUGAAUGAGGUUAAGAGUCUACCUUUGUUUUUCUGGAAUAAAACCCCAGUGAUGUGACCUCAUAACCGUGAAUGCUGAGCAAGCUCCCCUGCGCUCUAGAACUGGCUGUCAUGGUUUCACAUCUCCCCACCUGCAGUGUGCGACCUCAGCUAACAAAGGCAGCACGAGGGUCUUCGCUGCGACUAAAAAGAAGCAGAUCCAAGGAUCCAGUUUCUACUGCAUCAGCUAAAACCAAAGGAAAGAAAACAAAAAGAACACACAAAGAAUGGUAGAAAUAAAACAAAGUAUUACAAUACCUGCUUUGUACUGUUCAAGAAGGCAGAGUAAGGACUUCCUAGAAAACUUGUCCAACUUCCACAAGGAGCGGCUGUACAGGAUUUUGAAGGAAGAGCAAAGGGACUUCAAGAAGGAAAUUAAAGCCUUCUGCAAAGCAAAUAAGAAUUUCCAUGAGGAGAUAAGAGCCUUCCAGAAGGAGAGCAAAGCCUUAUGGAGGGAAAUCAACACCUUCCAGGAAAAUAACAAAGCUGUCAAAGAAGAGAUCAAGAAUGUUUUAGAACAGAGCGAGGACUUCUCACAAAAGAUCAGAGUCAUCCAGAUGAAGAAAAAUGUCUUCCAGAAACAAGUUGGUAACAUUCAGGUAAAGCUUGAAGAAUUCUGGAAUAAAAUGAAGGUUGCUGAGGAUUUGAUUGAGGUUCUUGGUGAAAGGAAUAAGGCUGGCCAGGAAGUGGUCAAGGCUUUCCUAAAACAGAAUCAAGAUAUCCAAGAACAGAAUAAAGCCAUGUAUGAGAAGAACAAAAUACUGCAGGGUAAGAAUAAAGCUAUGCAGGAAAAGAACAGGGCUUCCUGGAAGGACCAUAAAGUUCUCUGGAAGAAGGACAAGAUCUUCUGGGAUGAAGAGAUGGCCAUCUCAAGCAGCAAACUCAUUCUCUGGGAAGAAUCCAUAGCCUUCAAGGAGAAUGACUGGAAGAUUCAAAAAGAAAAAGAAGCUCUGGGAGAUGUGGUGGAAGCCCUGAAGUAUGAGAAAUUUUCCCUCUUGAAAAAUGUUUAUAUUCUUCCAGGAGAGAAGAAACUACCUGAAAGAGAAGAGAAAGACAAGCACAGACCAGCCGUGGGCACUGGAAGUGAAGCCUCAGAGCAAGUCGGGCAGAUCUGAAGCACGACUUCACUUUCAAACAGAACACAGCUGGGCUUUAAUUCUUUUACCUAAAAAUAUUUACCUAAAAGCUAAAA